AUGUGUUAUGUUGGUAAAGCAACCAAGAUCUUCAUCUUCAUUGUCAUUGUUCUUGCUUUCAUUGGCCUUAUUCUGGGCUUCACUCUCAUCAAACAUGGCGUUAGAAAAUCUCAUAAAUGCUCUGAAUCUUCUUCUGAUUCUUCUUGUUCACCUACUAUUCAACAAUUUCCAAAUCCAAUUCCAGCUCCUUUGAUUAGCACUACUCCUAACCCCAACCCGAACCCGGACUCGAAUCCAUCCCCUUACCCACCUCCUAAUGUUAACCCAACCUUAAGCCCGCCUCCGAACCCGAACCUAUAUCCACCUCCGAGUUCGGGUUCGGGCUCGGGGUCUAGCCCGGUAAUGACGCCGCCACCACCGCCUCCGGCGCCGGUAAUGAUAUCUCCGGUGGUGGUUCCUGUUCCGCCGCCGCCUGCUGAUCUUCCAAUGCCGGUGAUUUCUGCUCCUCCGCCGAGUUUAAAUCCGCCGAGUCGGAUUGCGAUUCGUACUAUGAACAAGAGUUGUACAACUGCGACGGGCCCUUGUACACAAACAACACAUGCCUUGUCCAGUUGUCCUUCACUUGUGAACCCAAACUCGUCUUUAGAGUUCAGUGGAAGGACUCUGCCUUUUGUUAGUGAUGCUGUCGCUAGCAACUAUCCUGACUCUGUUGUUGUGAAUUUAGUAGUCAUUUCUUGA
Chenopodium quinoa (quinoa) is the source of this 678-nucleotide messenger RNA. Its product is annotated as proline-rich receptor-like protein kinase PERK2. The transcript has 2 exons. Bases 1 to 678 code for a protein of 225 amino acids. Lineage: Eukaryota; Viridiplantae; Streptophyta; Magnoliopsida; Caryophyllales; Amaranthaceae. The record is from RefSeq and is a predicted model, not a curated record.